AAAACCCCAAACUUUUUCGCGAACUAAACACAGCCUAAGGGUGGGAAAAAAAACACAAAGCGCCCUAAAAAUCCAUGUCAUAAAAGCUCUACGAAAGUGAACGCCUCAAAGUACAGACUAGAAAGGAAAAGAAAACGAAAGCGCCCAUCGUUUUUUUUUCUUCUAAUCACACCAUCAUCAUCCCUCCUUCCCGCUUCCCCUGUCUUGUUGUACAUAGGAAUAUAACUCUCGCCUCGUCAUCACUUGCCGAAAAUGCCCCUGCCUACUCUGUACGCUGCUCCAUACAAAGAGACCUCUCGGCGCCCAAACCCCUCGCUCACUCGCCCCUCUUCCACUCCUCGCUCGCACCAAGCCAGGGGAAGAACACGAGCGGCAGGAGGGAGAAGAAGAGGGAGGAGGAGACCAAGUUAUCAGAGGAGCCAAACCCACCCACCAUCAGUACCUGUAUCAGAUUACCGAAACCUCUGUAGAGAGGAGGGAAUAAUGCCUCCGAGCAGCUACGAGAUGGCGGCCUCCAUCCUGCUCUGCGCCGAGGACAGCAGCAGCAUCCUGGGCCUCGGAGCGGAGGCCGACGAGGAGGUGCCGGCGCGGGGAAGCAGGGCGCGUGGGGAGCCCCGCGUGGAGUUCCCCGUCCCCUCCGAGGAAUGCGUCGCCGGGUUCGUGGAGGCGGAGGCGGCGCACAUGCCCCGGGAGGACUACGCCGAGAGGCUGCGCGCCGGGGGCCUGGAUCUCCGCGUCCGGACGGACGCCGUCGACUGGAUUUGGAAGGUCCACGCGUACUACAAUUUCAGACCUCUCACUGCCUGCUUGGCCGUCAACUACCUGGACCGCUUCCUCUCGCUCUACCAGCCUCCAGAAGACAAGGCCUGGAUGACGCAGCUGCUGUCCGUGGCGUGCUUGUCCCUGGCAGCCAAGAUGGAGGAGACCUACGUUCCCCCGUCUCUCGACCUGCAGGUUGGGGACGCACGGUACGUGUUCGAGGCGAAGACGAUCCAGAGGAUGGAACUCCUGGUCCUCAGCACGCUCAAAUGGAGGAUGCAGGCGGUCACUCCCUUCUCGUACAUCGACUACUUCCUCCACCGGCUCAACGGCGGCGACGCGCCCAGCAGGCGCGCCGUCCUGCGAUCCGCAGAGCUCAUCCUGCGCGUAACCAGAGGGACGCACUGCCUGGAUUUCCGGCCCUCGGAGGUCGCCGCGGCCGUCGCCGCCGCCGUCGCCGGAGAAGAGCGCGCCGCAGAUAUCGACAAGGCUUGCACCCACCGUGUCCAUAAGGAGAGGGUGUCGCAAUGCCUCGAGGCGAUCCAGGCCGCCGGGGCCCUGCCGGCCGGCGCCGUGCCGGCACCGCCUAAAACCGAAGGCCGGAGCGGCGGCGGCGGCGGCAGGGCCUCUUCCUCCGUCUCCGUGCCGCGGAGCCCCACCGGGGUGCUGGACGCCGGCUGCCUGAGCUACAGGAGCGAGGACACGACUGUUGCCUCGUCGUCGCAGGCAAGGUCCUUUUGCGAUGAGAACGACAGCUCCCCGGCCGUUUGCAGCAAGAGGAGGAAGAUUAGCAGAUGAUUAGCCCAAUGAUGGACGGAAAAAAAGGCCCUCUUCUGUGCGCUGAUCAUUGAUCGUCUCCCUGAUGAAAGUCAAGUGGUUUUGAUCGCACUGACUGACGAGUUUGGUUUUGCUGGGGGCUUUAUUUUGACGCCGUUUUCAAAGGAGCCCGAAAGGCAAAGGAAGGGCAACCAAAAGCAGGACAUUUUUGGACAUGGCGAUCCAGCAAAGACGCCCGGAGGAAUAAAGAUGUUCUGGGAGGGAUGGUAGAAAUGUACUGAGCUUCGUGCUCUUUUCCAAUAGUAGAUGCGUGUGACAGCCCAGGUUUUUAAAAUAUUAAGCAAGAGAAAUUAAAUCUGUUAUCAUACAUUAUUAACCAAAAAGCUUUAAAAUGAAUGCAUGUGUAUGCUUGAAUGUCUA
Messenger RNA from Panicum virgatum (switchgrass), 1956 nucleotides. Its product is annotated as cyclin-D4-1-like. Lineage: Eukaryota; Viridiplantae; Streptophyta; Magnoliopsida; Poales; Poaceae. The record is from RefSeq and is a predicted model, not a curated record. Gene Ontology annotation, cellular component: cyclin-dependent protein kinase holoenzyme complex; cytoplasm; nucleus. The transcript is spliced from 6 exons. Bases 253 to 1557 code for a protein of 434 amino acids. Gene Ontology annotation, molecular function: cyclin-dependent protein serine/threonine kinase regulator activity. Gene Ontology annotation, biological process: regulation of cyclin-dependent protein serine/threonine kinase activity; mitotic cell cycle phase transition.